Messenger RNA from Macrobrachium nipponense, 489 nucleotides. RefSeq lists its product as uncharacterized. NCBI's taxonomy places the organism in Eukaryota, Metazoa, Arthropoda, Malacostraca, Decapoda, Palaemonidae. The transcript has a single exon. Bases 1 to 489 code for a protein of 162 amino acids. The record is from RefSeq and is a predicted model, not a curated record.
AUGGAACAGCUCGGCAUUGUGCUGGAAACACGAGUCCAUACAACCAGACUCAAGGAGCGAAUCCUGGCAUAUUUGCCUGAUCUGCAGGAGCAAAGAAAGGGACGAGAUAUCCUGCUGGUGUAUAAGGAAGACAUUGGCAGUGCACUAGCCAAAGCAUAUCAACAUGACAUUGACAGUGAUGCUGUGUACCUGGCACGAGCUGCCCGCAUUAUAAGGAAGGAUAUGUUCCAGUCAUCUCAGCCUUUCCAUGGAUCCUUCUCAGACAAAUGCCAAGAAGAGUCUGUGCCACAACUGCUGCUGACAAUUGUCUCCAUGAUGCUAGAGGGUGCAGGCAUCAAAAACCAGGCACGUCAAUCAUCAUCCUCAGCAUCUUUGACCAUAGCUCAACUAAUCAAAUACAACAGUGUGAAACAUGAGAGAAGAGGUGCAGCACAGACGUGCGACACAGCAUCAGUCAAGAGACUCCCUUGCCAAUAUAUCUUGGCUUGA